CCAUGUGACAGAGCAAGGCAAGGAAGAACAAAAUGGCUGCGACGGGUGACGAAGCUGCCGCGAUGGACAGCAUCUCCAGGGUCCCGGUGAGCCAUCCAGCGGGGCUGAGCCUGGCCGGAGCCUCCAGCAGCCACGGGGAGGGAGCGGAGCCUGCUGCGGAAAGCCUGUUGUCGGUGCCCAAAAAACCCAGCACCAACAGUGAUGGUGGUGUUGAGACGGCAGAGGAAGCUGUGGAGCCUGCAGAGCCUGACAUAAACGAGCUGUGCACUGAUAUGUUUGAGAAGAUGGCUGUCUUCCUGCAAGGAGAACUCACAGCCACCUGUGAGGACUAUCGCCUCUUAGAGAAUAUGAACAAGCUGACCAGUCUGAAGUACAUGGAGAUGAAGGACAUCAGCAUCAACAUCAGUCGUAACCUGCAGGAUCUCAACAACAAGUAUGCAAGUCUACAGCCUUACUUGGACCAAAUAAAUCAGAUUGAAGAGCAAGUGUCUGCUCUUGAACAGGCUGCCUAUAAACUGGACACAUACUCCAAGAAACUGGAGGCCAAAUUCAAGAAACUGGAGAAGCGAUGAAGAGGAGGGUGACGGUUACAGCGCCUUUCUCACCGUCUUUCACCCUGCCAUGCCUCCCCUUUCUCUGCCAGAGCCAGGAACUGUGGGGAGGGUGUAAACUGAGACUGAAACAACAAAAAGCCAAACCCACUUUGACACAUAGAAACAACUGAAGACGAGCAGUUCAACGCACUUGAAGUGCUGCAGUGCUUCGGUUUUAUUAAGCCAGUAUUCACUGUUUCUGGCAUUAGUUGUGUACUCAAAGUGUAAGAAGGUAUACAGCAGAUACACUUUAUAUGGAAAUCCGCCUGUUACUUUAAUUAACCAUAUCUCCUUACCGUACUCACCUGUGAAACAACCACACACCACAGACUAUCAGAUUAUGAAUCUAACAAUUACUAUUGUAGCGUAGUAUAUAGGUAGUGUGGUGAAGCAUGUUAAUAGAUCUGUUGUUACUGGAAACAUCCCAGGUUUGAUGUAUGAUAUCAUGUAUGAUAUCCAACCUCUUGUCAGACCGAGCCCUACCUGCAAUUAGGUACUGUUGCAUAUUUCAUUCUCCCUCAUUAUUUGUCCUGGAGAAUGAAAAUUGAAUGUGCGCUUAAUCUAAUGGCUUUACAAUAGCUUCAUAUGUACAGUGAGAAAGUAAAAAAAAAAAUUCUAGCUGCCCAUAAUUCUAGCUCAGUAUGAACAGCACUACAUAGCGUUUUUCUUUUUAAGACUUUACUUUUCUAACAGCUACUGUGUAGAGGGCAGCUGAAAAUCACAUAUUUGUAUAGAGAACACUUUGAAAUGAACUUGAUGAAAAUUCUAUGAUAUUUGAUAUGAAUGAAUUAGUGUGUGUUUUAUCUGUGUUGGGUAUGUUAACAUGGAAAACUGUUCAAAGGGUUUUUGAAAUAAACCUUGCUAUGCUUAUGUA
Molecule: messenger RNA, 1467 nt
Organism: Myripristis murdjan (pinecone soldierfish)
Lineage: Eukaryota; Metazoa; Chordata; Actinopteri; Holocentriformes; Holocentridae
Gene: bloc1s2
Product: biogenesis of lysosomal organelles complex-1, subunit 2
Exons: 5
Coding region: 33-572 (179 amino acids)
Biological process (GO): lysosome localization; endosomal transport
Cellular component (GO): gamma-tubulin complex; BORC complex; BLOC-1 complex
Molecular function (GO): gamma-tubulin binding
Source: RefSeq, a predicted model, not a curated record